This is a messenger RNA of Anastrepha ludens (Mexican fruit fly), 2864 nucleotides long. RefSeq lists its product as uncharacterized. The transcript has 3 exons. NCBI's taxonomy places the organism in Eukaryota, Metazoa, Arthropoda, Insecta, Diptera, Tephritidae. The coding region runs from base 375 to 2864 and encodes 829 amino acids. The record is from RefSeq and is a predicted model, not a curated record.
UCAUUUAAUAAUUUUACAUUCACGCUUGUUGCGAAAUUCAUUCAUUUAAUAUUAUUUGCGAUUAUCGAUUAAUUUAUAAUCUUUUACAUUCGCGCUUCUUGCGAAAAGUGCGAUGGCAACCCAUCGCACUCAUCUGUUUGCCAUUUUCUCAUUCUCUCAUACAAAUGUCAAACUCAUUCUUUUUGAUUUCUACAUUGUGCGAGCACAGGCGCCGCAAGCGAACAAAAUAUUUCAGCCUACAACUACAAGGACUUGAAUAUUGUUUAAUUUGCGGGCCGCCAAUUGCCGGCACAACAUUCUGAAAUAUUUUGUUUCGGAAACAAAUAUUUUUCUUCUUUGGAUUCUGAAGUUACCUUGGCCAUCGAAGUUCGGAAAUGGAAGACUCCGAACAUAUUAGCGUACUUAUGGAAGGCAGUGAAAUACCACCGGCGGCGACCAUUGGUGAGGCUGACAAGCCUAGCAACGACACAGCAACUGGAAUUGGAUCGACAUUCACAGCUGGUAGUGCACCGUAUUGUCACGCAUCAACGCCCACUACUCACCCUUCGACAUUUACAGUACCGGGCGUGAACAACGCAUCCAUGAUAACAUCAGUUCAUGGAACUCAACCGCACUACAUGGUAUAUAGCACCAGUGCACCGCUGUUUCAAACCGCGGCAGUCAAUGCAUUUACAAGCACGUGGGGGCCCGGCAUUGCUAAUGGUGGCAUACCUAACCUCACUUCGGCUGCUAUGCCUUGUAGCGCGCUAACCUAUCCAACGUUCGGCAAUACAUUUCGGCCAUUUUGUUCACAGACGAAUAUGCAUAGCCGCGUGGCACCACAACCGAAUACUUCUGUUUUCAUGCAGCCGAACAUUACGCCAUCGUGUAACCAAACGCGCGACCCCUCUUAUAAUGUUUUCAGCCAAUACAGCACAUCCGACGUCAAUUUAACACCAACGCAGAUUUCCAGCAGGCAAGUGAUAACCAAGGAUUUACCGACCUUUUCCGGCAGGCCUGAGGACUGGCCCCUAUUCAUCACGAAUUACGAGCAGUCUACCGAGCGAUGUGGCUUCACUGAUCAAGAAAAUCUGAUCAGACUACAAAAGUGUUUAAAGGGACCAGCUCUCGAAGCGGUGCGUGGUAGGUUAAUGAUGCCAGCAACAGUAGGUCUGGCAAUCAACACAUUGAGAAUGCUUUAUGGUAGGCCUGACAUUAUUCAUCAAACAAUGCAGAUGAAAUUGAGACAAGAGCCAGCAGUUAGGGCCGAUAAAUUGGAAACGCUCAUAGCAUUUUCACUUGCAGUGCAAAACUAUCGCGCUACAAUCCAGGCGGUAGGCCUGGCCGAUUAUUUAAACGAUCCUGUGUUGCUUAAUGACUUGAUAGCCAAAUUGCCAAGCGAUCUAAGGCUCAAUUGGGGCGGCUAUCGUAUGUCGCUCAGUCGCGUCGACAUUGCUGUGUUUGACGAUUGGCUUUUUGGACUUGCUGCAUGCGCGAGUCAAGUAACAAGAUGUGAGCCACCCACAACCACAGCUGCCUUUGAAAAUAUUGAAGUAAAGAAAGGCCGCAAUUCCCACAAGGCGAGAGUUUUAGUUCAUGAAGUUAUCGGAAAAAAUGUAGAGGUAAACGCGAAGGUGACUAUAUGCCCAAAGUGUAGCGCCAACCAUAAGCUGUCAGACUGUGCAGAAUUUACUGCGCUCUCGCGAAGUGAUCGAUGGCUGUUUGUACGAGAGAAAAAACUUUGCUUACGCUGUUUCAAUUCUCACUACGUUCGCCGAUGCAAUCUGAAGAAUAGGUGUGGGGUUGACGGCUGCCAGAUGGCACACAACUCUCUUCUGCAUACACCUGUUCCCGUUAAGAGCAACGUCGGUCAUGAGCAAACAGCGCUAUACCACGAACGUCAUUCAGGCUCACCAAAGGAGAAGCAGAACUCGCUAUUCAGGUACGUCGCCGUUACUGUUCGUAACGCAUCCAAAUCUGUUGACACAUAUGCACUCAUCGACGAAGGCGCGUCUUGUACUUUAAUUGAAAACGAGCUUGCAGAUUAUCUUGAAUUGGACGGGCCGUCCGAGGCGUUGUGUCUGCGAUGGACUAACGAAAUUACUCAAAGCGAAAAUAACUCCAAGUUUGUAAGUUUUGAGAUCGCAUCGACACAGUUGGGCUCUCCAAACUACUUGUUAAGAGGUGUACGCACUAUUGCUCGUUUAGGCCUGCCUGAUCAAACAUUGGACCGCGAUACCAUGGAGAAGCAUGCCCAUCUCAAAGGUCUACCUAUACUACCAUAUAACGGUGCUAGGGCUCGAAUUCUUAUUGGAGUCGACAACGCGAAAGUCUGUGUGCCAAUUGAAGUUAAGGAGAGUAACACCUCCAACCUGAUUGCUGCUAGAUGCCGGCUGGGAUGGACCGUUUAUGGUCGAGACACAUCUGAACACGCAGUGAUGCCCCGCGUGCUCCACAUCUGCAGCUGCGAUCCUACGAGCAGGGACCGAAUGGACGAACAGAUGAAGGCGUAUUUUGCUAUCGACGCUAUCGGUGUCUAUGCGCCAGCUAAACCGCUUCGGUCAAAGGAUGAUGAACGUGCUUUACAAUUGAUGGAAAAAUUCACCAAGUUUUUGCCAACAGAGAAGAGAUGGGAAACAAGAUUGCUAUGGAAACAAGACGUCGUCGAUUUACCCGAUUCACUUCCUAUGGCGCGUCGUCGACUAAUGUGCUUGGAAACCAAGAUGAAGCGGGAUCCUGAACUUCACCGUUUUAUCGUCGACAAAAUUAACGAUUACAAGAAAAAGGGUUACAUACGCAAAUUGGAGUCACUUGAAACAUCGAUAGAUUGGUAUGGGACGCUGCAGCCAAAGCUGGAAAUACUGCACUUAACAACAUGCUGUUAA